CAGCCUUGCCUUCAAUUUUAAGUUUUAAGCAGGAGCCCAUGGCCCCGAACCUCCGUACACACUAUACAGUAAAAACCCGCAGGUAAGAACCUGUUUUUUAUGAACCUGAUGGGCGAAAAUUUUCCCGUUAGGCCCCGUCUAGACAAGAACCUGUUUAGCCUAGUAUGGCACAGGUUCUUGUUUUCUAAAAUCUAUGCGCAACCUGGUUAGAUUAACUUGGGAAAUUUCAGUUCUUACUCGCGGGUUUUUACUGUAUCCAGGCAACCUUCGCUCGUAUUUUUAUUUUUAUUUUUAUUUUUACAACUGUCUGUAGUUCUAGAUUUUCUGCGUAGUUGGGCUCUUUUCGCCAGCGUCCACAUGUAAAACGUAAAAAGAAAAAAAAAUGGCGGCGAAAGAGAGAGGAAAGCCAUUCCCUUUCCUUGCAAAUCGUUUUACCUAUAUUCUGGCAAGUUCGAUCCACAAUCCUUUUCUUAUCGCAGAGGAAACCUGGCAACAAUGAUUUUAAUCAUUGAACUUCAGCGUUGGCUGAGUCUUUGAUCAGGCACUGUUAGGGCUUUAGAUUCCUGCCUUUUUCCAACUUCUGUCUCGAUUAUAAGUGAUGCACGAACAUUGUAAAGAUUAGCUUUUCAAUCUUGAACGUUUAAUCCGUAAUUACCUGAAUGAUUAUUGCGUGACUUGCUAAUUAAAAAAACAAAACCCAUAAUCAAAUCAAAUGCACGUUCGAUUUGUCAUUGCGUAAUGUAUCUCGAAUUUGUUGCCGUAGCAACUCUCUUCAAUAAUACACGCGCACGUAUUCAAUAAAUACAUUGAAUGUUCCCGCUUUUGUGAUGCGACAGUAAUGAAUUGCAAACCUCGUCAGGGUCCUAUUGUCGGUAGCUGCCAUUAUAUCCUUUAAAAGUCAAGAUUGAAAAAUAAGAAGCAAGGAGACAAUCGCUAAAAAUUUGGGUUUUAAUCAAAUGGAUCCUUCACGAAAUUCAACGGGCUUAAACUGUUUCAUCCGGAGAUAAUUGCUGCUCUGGCGAUAUGUUAUUUCCUAUUGCGAGCGGCUUUGUCGGAAAUAUCAUCGAUAAGGAAUCCUUGGAAAGCUUUAAAGACUUUUCAGACGCAAAGGAAUAAUUCAACAAAGCUGUUUUAACAGAAAACAAGACGGUUAUAAUAUGGCGGCUGCGGCGAAGACAUCGCUUCCCAGUGGUUACGAUCACGAAGCCGGUCGAUCAACCAAGACAGUUACCUUCUACGUAAAUGGUGAUCAAAAUUUCCAAGGGCAUGUAAUGGUUAUUACUCCUAGGAGAUUUCGAAACGUGGAAGGCCUUUUAGACGAGUUACAUCGUUUGACAUACUCUAGACACGUCAAAGACUUACCCCUGGGAGUUCGGUAUCUGUUUUCCCUUGAGAGCGGCGACAGAGUUGACAACCUUGAUCAGUUAAUUGACGGGAAAGCUUAUGUUUGCUCAUCACAUUCACGUCUAAAGAAGAUUUCAUAUGGCGGAAAGCCUCCUUUCGCCAACUGGGGCACCAGACAGCGGAUCGAGCUGCCUAGCUUACACUUAAUGGCAUAUAACGAGACAAAACGACGACCGCUUGGUGUUAAAACAACAGAACACUCGAGACAACGUGGUUAUUCAGACCCAAAAUCCAUCCUUGGCGACGGAAGAACAAAUUAUGUGAAACCCAAAAUUGUCACCGUGGUCAGAAAUGGCCCUCACAAGCCUCGUACAGCUGUAAAAACGCUCUUAAACAAAAGAACAGCUCAAAAACUUGAGCAAGUUCUUGAUGAAGUUUCUAAUUCCUUUGGAAACACCAGUGGUUUGAGCGCACCGAGAAAACUCUACAAUGUUUCGGGACAGGUAAUAAGUGAUGUAAUGGAACUGUUUCAUGACGAAAAUAACAUAUUUAUUGCCGUGGGCAGUGAGAAAUUUAGUCCUGAUGACAUUGCGGAUAUUUUGGAGGACUUUGAACACGGUUCGAGCUCAAAGAAACGCUCCAAACAUAAGGAAUCGAAAGCGAGCAACGAAGGAAUGUUACACAGUAAACAGAAGAAGAACAAAGAGCACGAUCAGGUGAAAACUAUUAACACGGACGAGGAAAGCAAACUUCCAAAGCUUCCGGACAUUCAUGCAAAAGUUGAGAGCAAACCAAAACAGGAGAGUAAUAACAAGCCUCAUUUGGCAGCUAAUUCGAAUGCUAAAAGGUCGCAUGUUAAUCAUAAGCCGGCGAAACAUGUCCCCUCACGCAGUCCGGGCAAAAAACAAAAUCAAAACGCGGUGAAACUUCCUCAGAUUGGCCGCAAUAACUUGGUGUCUCAACCAGAGAAAGAAACUAAAGAAAACGAAGUUAUUUCUAAACCUAGCAACAAGGAAAACGGUGAUGUUGCCGGAGUUCAAAAUGCAAAUAAUGAACUCAGAGAGACGGGACAUGUAAACAUUAAUUUUCCCAGUGCUGACAAGCCGAGCAGAAAGGAAUCGGUUGGCAAGAAACAUAGUGUAGUUAGUAAGGUCAACACUAAGAAAACUUCGAGAGAUGACAGUGGUAUUUUUUCAGAGGCCGAGGUGAAAUACGGAACGGUUACUGACAAAACUGUCGAAGAUGUGUACCUUAUUGGAAAGAAAAUUGGCGACGGAAACUUCGCCGAUGUCCGUGAAUGUACUGACAGAAUAACCAAAAAGGAAUUUGCUUUGAAAAUUGUCGAUAAGAGCAAAAUUCAAGGGAAAGAACAAAUGAUCAGGGACGAAAUAGAUAUCAUGCGAAGAUGUAAACAUCCGAAUAUUGUUCGAAUGUACGAAGAUUAUGAUACCACACGACACAUCUAUCUGGUGAUGGAGUUAAUCCAAGGGGGUGAUCUUUUCGAUGCAAUUUCUUCCUCGGUGAAGUUUACCGAAGCUGUCACUCGAAACUACGUCAAGGACAUUACAAAGUCGUUGGACUAUUUACACAAGAGAAAAAUUGUUCACAGAGAUCUUAAACCGGAAAAUCUACUGGUAAGUCAAUUAGUCUUGUACAUGGUCAUUAUAAUCUUGUAUCUUGGUAACUAAUAAAUUAAACACCCCAGGGAUUCCCCGCCAGACGAGGCCUCUUUUCCCUAGUAUUUCGCCCACCAAAUACCAGGGAAAAAAGGCCUCUGCUAGCAGGGAACUCCAGGGAAAGCCUUCCAAUCCCAUCUCGAUAGGACUUUUAUGGAGCCUGAAUUACUGAGUAAUUCCUAACUACGGCCUAUGAAUAACUCACAAUUCUGUACCAUGGCUUUUAACUCUUGUUAUUUAACCGGAACGUGUUCCGAAGUGAACCUUCAUACAAACUUGACCAGAGUUUUACUUAAACGGAGAACAAUCAUUAAAAUAUUCUUCGGCUUUCUUAGAAAACCCCUUUAUAAUAUUAAAAUGUUACUGGAGUUGAAGGUCUACAUGGAUUCAGUUUGGAGAAAAUGCAACCACAGUUAUAAUGGAAUUGGGCUAAACAGAGAAAUCUUUGCUGUUACCAUGGUUUUAUUUUAUGAAGAUUUUAUCUUUACAUUCUAGACUUUAUUAAUUAAACAAAGAGGCAGUUUUUAAUAAUAUAACCAAGGGACAGUUGGAUUUGUAAACAAAUUGACAAUGCACUGUCUUGCUUUUUGUUUGCUAAAGAACGAAAAGGCUUAUGAGCAAAAAAAUUUUAACUCAAUAAUAAAAAUUGGUCCUCGCCAAAAAUUACACCUGCCACGUCGAGAUCUUUCUUUCGCCUUUUUUAAAAAUAAGAUUCCUUUUAUAAAAAGACUAACAGGGAAUUCGUUUAUGUAGUCAAAUGUCUUCCCAUCUGCCUCUGUCCUGCACCGUUUAGCCAUGUUAUUGCCAGCUAUUACUUUGCAAAACCCCAACUGCACUCUGAAAUUGGCAGCUCGUUUCAAACUUGCGGAUUCAGUGAUUGACUUUUGAGUAGCCGGUUCCAGGCACUCAGAUUAUGGGGAGGACACAAAGAGAUAUGAGCAGGAAAAAUUGUGAGGGGUGGGGUAGGGAUGAGAGCCUCCCCUCUCCCUCCCCCUCUUCCUCUAUUAUUUUUUCACGGUCUCUGACUUAAUUUAAUCGCGGAAAGCAAGCUUAAAUAGGGAGCUUGAGCAACAACGAGGGCUACGGCAAUGGAAACGUCACUUAAAAGGUGAAUUCGCGCUGCUCCAUCUCGUCUAGUUCGUCAAAUGUUUUUAAAUGUUUUUGGAGUUAAAUUCCAAAGAACGGUAUCAAACGUUUAGGAAAAGAAAAAUGAAGUUGUUGUCUGGUGUUCCCGUCCUCGACAAAACGUGAAUUUAGGCACUUUCACAUUGUAGUCGUGCAACGUCUAUGACGGCAAAGAAAUGUACAAAAAAAGCGUGAUGCACGUGCAAAGUUGUUGUUUUACUGAUCUAAACCUAUUGCUUUGUUGCCGUUCUUGUUGCCGCCGCCGUCGUCCUUGCUUAAGCUCCCUAACAGACCGAAGACAACGAUCAUCCCGUGUAAGCAGGGUGCAAGGAAAGUAGUGUCCGAUAGCCCGGAGCUAGUGGAUUUUGUUCUUAACUUGCCCAACGGACAAGUGAAGUUUCUUGAGGAAUUCAAAUUACAGGAGAACUGUGAAAUCAAUUCUGCUCAUCAAUUGAAAAGUGUUUUGGGGGCAAGUUGAAAUGACGUUUGGGCUAGUAUAUGCUAGCUUCAGCUUGCCUGAAUGGCAAGCUUUAAAAAAUGACUUUCUUUGCGCCCUGCGUGUAAGAGAAUCCAAGACAGUCUUGUAUUCUCGAUUCUACACCGUGAAUUUCGGAUUCCAAGCACUUGAUUCCAGUCUUCGUCAGUAGAACUUGAUUCUCGUCUCGAAUCGUUAGUAGGAUUCCUGAUUCCGCAAUCAAAAUUUCCUGAAUUCCAGAUUCUAAAUUUCCACAAGCAAAAAUUUUCGGGAAUACGGAUUACCAUACAUGGGGCGACAACAGGCUUAAGGGACGUUGCGCUCCCACAACGGUGACGCCAGUUAAAACGUCACUGAAAAUUGACCUCGCGUCCACGUCCGAACUCAGAGAGAUACAGUAAAAUUUAUGCGUCUUGCCGUUCACGUCCUCGAGAGAAUUUAAGAAUUGGUCAUUUCACGUCGGAGUUGUUCUGGGGCCAAAGAGAUUUAGCAACCUGAUACACGUAAAAAGUAGUUGUUUCGCUCACUAAACCUAUUCUUUUUUGACGUACGCGUUGUCGUCUCAGUUGUAGUUUCGUAAAAUGUCUUUGAAGCCGAUGGUAGUACUGUUCUUCCUUAUUUUCCCGUAAGAUCGUUGAGAACGAGCGCUCACCAUCACUGCCAGCUAUUCUGAAUUGCUUUAAAAUGUACCAAGAAGGCGAUCGUCAGGACUUAUAGCAAUGGGGGAAGGGAGGCCGCGCCCCCCUCCCCUUAUUAAAGUAGAUGACAAGCUAGUCUCGGUCAAGAUGGCCGCCAGUAGCGCUCGUUCUCGACGAUCUUACGGAAAAAUAGGGGACUGUGAACAGUCUAAGCUGACGGUUGCUCCGGAUAUAAUAGGCUCCUAAUGUAGCCAACUUACUCUAACUCUUGCUUAAAAGAGUUGCUGACUUGUAUUUUACACCCUUGUUAGGUUCACAAGAAACCUAAUGGUCAAACAAUUCUUAAACUGGCAGACUUCGGCUUAGCAAUGGAGGUAAAAUCACCAAUCUUCACCGUCUGCGGAACACCCACUUAUGUAGCACCAGAAAUCCUCGAGGAAACUGGUUACGGGCUCAAGGUCGAUAUGUGGGCAGCGGGUGUCAUCACCUACAUCAUGCUCUGUGGUUUCCCGCCGUUUCGUAGCGCCAAGCGAGACCAGGACGAACUGUUUGACUUAAUUAUGGAUGGCGAUUACGAGUUUUUGUCCCCUUAUUGGGAUAACAUUUCAAACGAGGCCAAAGACCUCAUCUCUAAACUGCUGGUAGUGAGCCCAAGUAAACGAUACACUGCGGAAGAAGUCUUGGGUCACCCUUGGGUUAAACACACUGGUGUUUCCCGUGAACUCGGCAGUCAAUUUCUCACGUCGCGUAGAAAGUUCAAAGCCGCAGCUCUUGCUAUACAAGGAGCGAAACGGUUUGAAAACUUGGCGGAACAAUUCCAUCGGCAGCGAGGCGAGAAGGUUUUCGUACGGUAACUUGCCAAAGCGUUCCUCGAUCAAUUUAGGGUUUUGUGGGAAACUCCCCCCUACCCCUCCCUCACUCAUUUCUCACUUAGGGCAAAAUGUUGGCUUAAGGGAGGGGUAGUUAGGCAGUUGCCCAGAAAUCUAAAUUGAUCCGCAUUUCCUUCCUGAGUAGUGUUGAUUCUCAGCGAUUAGCCCUUUAAGUCGCAAUAUUGAUAAACAUCAAUUUUCUCCUAACGAUAUCCAUAGAUUGUCAGGAGAUUAGGUUUUGAGAAUUAAUAAAAUGAUCACCUAAGGGAAAAUGCUUUGAUCUUUUAUCAAAUUCUCUUAACUCAUUCACUAAGGAAAUGUAUGGAGAUCAGUAUGGAGAAUUUGUAUGUGGAUAUUGGGGCUUAUAGGAAUAGCCGCUCCCAUAGGUUAUGAAAUAUUCUUAAUUGAGUGGGGAAAAGGAAUACCUUAAAAAUUCCUUUUAAGCUUCGUCAUUAAGAACAUAAAAAUUAGUGCGCCAAGUUUCCCACGACUAAGUCAGUUUAGGAAAGUUGUGCAGAGUACUCGACGCACAAAUCGUGAAAAAAAAGCCAACAAAAACAAAGCCCUCCCAGCUUCAAACACGCCCCACCUGUUUAUUCAAUUUAAUACGUAACUAUCCUUUCACAAGCCAAAUAGUAUUUGCAUUUUUGUGAUUGACGGAGAAAAGAAACGGAAGGAACCAGCGAUUCAGCGGGUGUCCUGUAGGGUCAUGCGCAACAGUCUGGCGUUUUUAUGACAUGGUAUUCUGAUUGGCUGGUUUCCAAUCGAAGGUAAACUUCAGUAACUGAGUUCAUCGAAUGGUUCUAGCUUUACAGCGCUAGUUUCAUUACAUUCUGAAAUGUAUCGUAAGAAGUAAAGUUUUUUUUCCUCCGAUUUGUAAUUAUUUACACUCCCAGUAAAGGGAAGAAUAUAUAGUGAAAAGUCAUUCCUGAACCGAGUUUUUCGAAACAUUCACACACAAAAAAAGACUUGUAAAUAUAAGGUAACCUUUCAGUUGAAGAGGACGAUGACCAUUUUGUAAUUCUGAAAACUCUGUGAACAUUAUCAGUACCUAUAGCCUUAUGGCGCUAUAGUAUUUUAGUAAGAUGUAUUAUGCUAAUUCUAAAUGUCACUUUGCAAAUUGAAAAGUAAGUCAUCUGUAGUUGUAAAUAUUUUCCAAUUUGAGAGUAUGAUUUUUUUUUAUGCAAAUAGUUUUGAAUACCAUUGUCAAAAUAUAUUUAAAUAAUUAUAGCCAGUGCAAAUGAAGAUUGAUUAAAUUAUUUAUUUGUUGAUUU
Molecule: messenger RNA, 7401 nt
Organism: Porites lobata
Lineage: Eukaryota; Metazoa; Cnidaria; Anthozoa; Scleractinia; Poritidae
Source: the annotation of a GenBank genome assembly